Diabrotica virgifera virgifera (western corn rootworm) is the source of this 2456-nucleotide messenger RNA. RefSeq names its product zinc finger protein 271-like. Lineage: Eukaryota; Metazoa; Arthropoda; Insecta; Coleoptera; Chrysomelidae. Gene Ontology annotation, molecular function: DNA-binding transcription activator activity, RNA polymerase II-specific; RNA polymerase II cis-regulatory region sequence-specific DNA binding. The transcript is spliced from 2 exons. The coding region runs from base 253 to 2382 and encodes 709 amino acids. Gene Ontology annotation, biological process: regulation of transcription by RNA polymerase II. Gene Ontology annotation, cellular component: nucleus. The record is from RefSeq and is a predicted model, not a curated record.
AUGGUCCGUGUAUAAAAGGUAUAUGUCCGUGUCCGUAGCUAACUUCUCAAAUGUCAAAAAAAAGCAUUUUUAUUUUCAUAAAAAUUUUAUUUUUAUAUAUUAUGAACAAAAUUUCAAUCAAUUUCAAUUCGUUUAUUUAUAUUGUAAUUUAUACUGAGUCUGGGUGUGGACAAUGUGGACACAGUGUGUGGAUGUGAAUACUGCCCUGGUGUAAAAUUAUCGUUGGAAUACCUAAAAUCAAGUUUUAAUAAAAUGGAAGUGAAACAAGAAUUUAAUGAGGAAACGUGUAAAAUAGAAAUAGAGUAUAAUCACGUGGAUAAUGCUCUUCUAGGUGCCUUUAAAUGUGAAAUCAAAGAGGAAUCCAAUAGCCAAAGUACACAUGGCAUAUAUGAUUCUUUUGACUUAAAAAAAUGUCCCAUAAAAACUGAAAUAGAACAACAUGGAAAUGAACUUAAUCCAUUUGAAGAAAACCAAGAAACUGAAAAAGGUUGUCUCCAAGCGAACAAGAUGGAAAUUAUAGAGACAGUAACUGAAUAUUCAUCUCAGGAAGAAAAUUACAUGAAUCCACAUGCGGAAGGAAAAACAUUAAAUAAAAAUGUAAAAGUUUUGACUGGAAAAAAAUCUUACAAGUGUGAAAUUUGUUUUAAACAAUUUAGUAAAGCAGGUAAUUUAAAAGUGCAUUUGACAGUGCACACGGGAGAAAAACCUCACAAGUGUGAAAUUUGUUUUAAGCAGUUUAGUCAAGCAGAUCAUUUGAAAAGACAUUUGAGAGUGCACACGGGAGAUAAGCCUCACAAGUGUGAAAUUUGUUUUAAACAGUUUAGUCAAGCAGUUAAUUUGAAAAGACAUUUGAGAGUGCACACGGGAGAUAAGCCUCACAAGUGUGAAGUUUGUUUUAAACAGUUUAGUGAAGCAGGUUAUUUGAAAAUACAUUUGAAAGUGCAUACUGGAGAAAAACCUCACAAGUGUGAAAUUUGUUUUAAGCAGUUUAUGACAGCGGGGCAUUUGAGAGUACAUUUGAGAGUGCACACUAGAGAAAAACCUCACAAGUGUGAAAUUUGUUUUAAGCAGUUUAGUCAAGCAGAUCAUUUGAAAAGACAUUUGAGAGUGCACACGGGAGAUAAGCCUCACAAGUGUGAAAUUUGUUUUAAGCAGUUUAUGACAGCGGGGCAUUUGAGAGUACAUUUGAGAGUGCACACUGGAGAAAAACCUCACAAGUGUGAAAUUUGUUUUAAGCAGUUUAUGACAGCGGGGCAUUUGAGAGUACAUUUGAGAGUGCACACUAGAGAAAAACCUCACAAGUGUGAUUUUUGUUUUAAGCAGUUUAUGACAGCGGGACAUUUGAGAGUACAUUUGAGAGUGCACACUGGAGAAAAACCUCAUAAGUGUGAUAUUUGUUUUAAGCAGUUUAGUGAAGCAGGUAAUUUAAAAGUACAUUUGAGGGUGCAUACUGGAGAAAAACCCCACAAGUGUGAUAUUUGUUUUAAGCAGUUUACUGUAGCAAGUACUUUAAAAACACAUUUGAGAAUGCACACUGGAAAAAAACAUCACAACUGUGAAAUCUGUUUUAAGCAAUUUCUUACAGCAGGUGCUUUGAAAUUACAUUUGAAAAUGCAUACUGGAGAAAAACCUCACAAGUGUGAAAUUUGUUUUAAGCAGUUUAUGAUAGCCGGGCAUUUGAGAGUACAUUUGAGAGUGCACACUGGAGAAAAACCUCACAAGUGUGAAAUUUGUUUUAAGCAGUUUAUGACAGCUGGGCAUUUGAGAGUACAUUUGAGAGUGCACACUGGAGAAAAACCUCACAAGUGUCAAAUUUGUUUUAAGCAAUUUAGUGAAGCAGGUACAUUAAAAAGACAUUUGACAGUGCAUACUGGAGAAAAACCUCACAAGUGUGAUAUUUGUUUUAAGCAGUUUCGUGAUCCAAGUAAUUUAAAAACACAUUUGAGGGUACACACUAGAGAAAAACCUCACACGUGUGAUAUUUGUUUUAAGCAGUUUAGUCAAGCAGGUCAAUUGAAAAGACAUUUGAGAUUGCACAUUGGAGAAAAACCUCACAACUGUGAAAUCUGUUUUGAACAAUUUCUUACAGCAGGUGCUUUGAAAGUACAUUUGAGAGUGCAUACUGAAGGAAAACCUCACAAGUGUGAUAUUUGUUUUAAGCUUUUUAUGACAGCGGGGCAUUUGAGAGUACAUUUGAGAGUGCACACUGGUGAAAAACCUCACAAGUGUGAAAUUUGUUUUAAGCAGUUUCGUGAUUCAAGUAAUUUAAAAACACACUUGAGGGUACAUACUGGAGAAAAACCUCACAAGUGUGAAAUUUGUUUUAAGCAGUUUAGUCAAGCAGGUAAUUUGAAAGAACAUUUGAGAGUGCAUAGGUACUAGAAAAGAGCCGAACAGGAAAUCAUCUUGAAUUUGUACCUAAUAAUAUUUUGUUAAUAAAAAUAAGUUGAAUUCUA